ACCAAUCUACUACUACUAUAGUUAUUUCAUUUCUUUCUCUGCCUUGUAUCUCAGUCGGUUAUUCCUAUAGUCAUGAUAAUUCUGUCUCUCUUACUCUUAACAUGGUUGCCAAGGUGUAUGCAUCUUUAUCCAUCGAUGCAUUAAAACACGAGCGCCCAACUUUCGACUGGUAGUUGGCAGCCGUGCGUAAAAGAAAUAAAUAAUCAAAGUGACCAUGAAGUGACAAAUAAAGUUGGAAGAACAAUGCUUGUGAGUGAUAGUAAAAUUUAAGUGUAGCGUGCUCUUCCAUAGAUAUACGCGUAUGUUUUUAACGCUAAGAGGAUAAGUGAAAAACGUGGUCGAGCAAGACGCGCGAGAUCAUAAGAUCGCAAACAAGAAGUUGAGUGCAAGCAAGUGUAAGAAGGCCCCGCCGCGCGCUAUGCCCUCACAUUGAUGCCGAGGGUGACAUUUCAACUAUUUAUUCGUCUCAUUUUGUGCCAGUUUCAAGUGUGUUUCCGUACUUUUUCCUGGAACAAAUCUCACUUGUUUUACUCCUUUGCAUACCACGGCUUAUUCAUUUGCCUCCAACAACCUCACUCGUGCCAGUCGGUUAAAUGCACCAACACGCACGACAACUCUAUCUACAGAUUCACGCUGGUAAAGAAAAAAUCCAUGAAAAUCUCCAGCAGCAAAAUAUUCAAGUAACCUGGAUAGAUCAUUAAGUCAUUUAUUUCACUCAUUCUUUUACUCCAAAACUACUCAAGUACCUCAAACAUCCAUUGAUAACCUCAACAACGUACAGAAACGCACAAUUGAACAGUUUCCUAGGUGAUAUCUUCUUGUAAAUCAUGAUUCUCAUGAUUCUAUUUACUUUAAGAGUCUGACAGUGUUAAGCUUAAUAGCUAGUUAACAUGAAAACAGAAAAGAAAUCAAACGAACCAAGUUGUAUUUCAAGUACUGUCGUCAAGGAGGAACCUGACGGCGACACGGUUAAAAUUAAAGAAGAAACAUCAGGUGGUAAUCAUGAUGAUGCACCUGGAGAGGAUACGAAUGAGUGUCCUAGAGAUCCGACUCUUGAUCCUAGUAAUGGAGAAACCAACAUGCCAACUGAUACUCAGAAUGGAACUGGCAAUUCGGCUAUGUUAGGAUUGGUCAAGCAAGAGAAUGAUCACAAUCCUAAUGAUGAUAUUUCUAGUGAUGGAAUCCAACCUUUGGUUAGCAAUGUGCUUGGAAAACAAAUGGGUGGUGGAGCUGGUGGAGAAGCUCAAUAUAUGCAGCAACAAAGCCAAAUAUUUGUAUUUUCCACGACAUUAGCAAAUAAGGGUGCUGAUGCCGUACUACAAGGUCAAUUUCCAUCAAUUAUUGCCUAUCAUUGUGCUCAGCCAGGAACUAAAAAAUAUUUAGAGAAACAUCCAAAUAAAGUAAAUCAAUUUCGACAAAAUCCUGCUCAAUGGCUAAAUAAUCUUGCUAUGAUGAAACAAAAAAAUCAUCAGCCAACACCAGGCAGUGGAUUUACAGCAGAACAGCCCCCUGAUAUACCAGUACUUGAUCCAAAUGCUCCAGCAUUUUGGAAUGAACAGUCCAAUCUUAGAAGUCUUAAUGGUAAUAACUCAUUGGGUAAUCCUGAGACUUCUCUAGAUGAUACAAAUAUAGAUGUGCCUUGCCUUGUUCCAAAUUCUCCAGGAAAUCCGGCGAAUAAUCAAAAUCCUGCAAAUACCACGAUAGGUCCAAGUCCUAAUUUACUCGGAGGAACAACGAGUCCAGGGCCGGGAGGGCUUCAACCAUCUCUUCAAGGUGUCAAAGUUCCUGAUGAAAAUCUAACACCACAACAAAGGCAACAUCGAGAACUGCAACUUGCAACAAUAAGAAAAAUGCACAUGAUGUUAUUUCCAGAACAUAAAGAUGAUCCUAGUGGUGCAUUAGAUUCAACACAAGGUACUCCAGUACCUACUGGUGUUCCUGGAAAUCUUCCACCCGUUAGUACCUCUGGUAGCCAGUGUUCAAGUAAUAUGGAUUGGCAUAAAUUACAGCAUCAAUUUCUUGAUGGAAAAAAUAAGGGAGGAGCUGGUAGUCCUGGUUCAGUUUCGCUUCGUGGGUCUGGUAUGAUUGGAGGUUUACCUCGUAGUCAAGGACCUCCACCGCCAUAUCACCAGACAACACGAUCAGCUAGUGUACCGAUUGCCACACAAAGUCCAAAUCCUUCUUCACCGAAUAAUCCAACGAGUAAUUUGUCGCUGCCAUCACCUAGAGCUAAUUCUGCAUUAAAUUCUCCGGCUGAUUGUAAUAGACAAUUUCAAUUAAAUUCUCAACGACCUGGACAUUUACCGGGGCAGAGCCCGACUAGUCAGGACUCUCCAAACGCUGGAUCAACAUCGGCGACUUCCACUACGAGGUUAAAUCAUAGUAAUCCAGGUACUCCAGUUUCACAUUCACAUCUAGCAUCAUUGAGUCCAAGUAAUACGACACCUCAAAAAGAACCAUCACUCGAUUUUCCAUCUAAUCAACCACCCAACGUUGAUGGAAUGUUCUGCCGGACGCUCCAAACUCUAGCUCAACAAAAACAACAGCUAGGAGGAACAGUAAAUGCUGCAGGAGUAAAAGAAGCUAAUUUAAUGCCAGUUCCAAGUCCGCAACAAAUUCAAUAUCUUAAUACGUUUGAAGGACAAGAAUUAACGAUUCAAAAACAGCCUAAUACUAGUCUUAAAGACGGUAGUUUACAAAAUAACAGUAGUGUAACAACCAACGCAGAGAUAUCUGGAAGAAUGAUGUCGAGCAAUAUCGAUACGAGUAAUCAAUAUCCAGCAAGAUCUGAAGGAUCAAGUCCUUCGAUAGAGAGUAUGAAUCGAGGUUUUGGUGCUUCCUUACAUAGUCCUCAUACGCCUCAUACACCUCAUACACCAGGUAAUGGGGCACCUCAAACUCCAGUUGAUGUGAAACCAAGUAAUAAAACUUCCACAAGCGCACAAAGUAGUCCUGUACCAUUAAAUCCAUUAACAGAUAGUAUGGGACCACCUCGAACAGUACCAGCGUCUCCUAAUACAAAACCUGAAACAUCUCCACCUUCUUCCAAGGAUUUAGCACAACCGCCACCAUCACAGUCUCAACAGCCACAACAACCGCCAUCACAACAGUCUCAAGUUCAAUCUCAACAACAGCUGCCACCUCAACAGCAACAACUACAACCACAACAGCCACCUCCAACUCAACCAUCUCAACCACAACAACAGCCAUCUGUAUUAAAUCAGAACAAUUCGGCAGCUAAUAACAUAGUAACACCAAUGAGUGGUCCUAUGAACGCAUUUCCAUGCAGUAGAUCGACAGCUAAUGUCAGUCAGCCAUCAGAUAAUGUACCUUUAAAUCCAAACAAUUUAGUAGGGGGAAGACUAGGAAGUAUGGGUUCAAUGAAUGCUAGUCAUUUUGAUCCAAUUACUUCUCUAGCACAAAUGAGCCAACAAUUAACAAAUACAGCAGCAAGUAAUGCUCUUGGAAAUGAUGGCCCAAUGCAUCCAGGAAAUACAGGAAUGAUGCCUUUUAAUAAUCCUCAUGGAAUGCAUAUGAUGCAGAUGGGUCCAAAUGAGAUGAAUGGUGGUUGUCAUAUGGGAGGUGGUGUAAAUGAGCCGAAUGAUGUAGGAGGAAUGUGUAUGGGUCUCGGAGGACCUCCAUCAAGUUAUAGUCCAACUACUUCUCAUACUGGUAGUCCUGUUGGACCAAAUAAAAUUGGUCAUUCUAUGAUGGGACAUGGAAUGAUGGGUGGACAUAAUGGACCUCCAGGUGGUUAUCCUGGUAAUGAUCAACAUGUACCACCACCUAGAUUGAUGGGUCAACAUGUAACAGGUCCCAGUCCUUAUAAUGGAGCUAAUAUUCAAGUUAAACCUAGUGCUCCUAACACAAUACAGUACUUACCAGCAAGGCCGAAUGUUGGUCAUGCACCUCGAGGCCCACCAAGUCUUGAAUUUCUUCAACGUUUUACAAAUCCACUGACUAAUUUAGACUCAAAAAUGCAAUCACCUUCAGUAAAUCUUCAGUACUUCCCAAAUGGAUGUAUGCCAAAUAACAUGGGAGGUCCUCAUUCAGGAAUGUCAGGAAAUAUGGGUAGCGCGGGUCUUCCUGGAAUGGGUAGCGGAGGUCCUAGAAUGGAUGGUCAACCGAUGAAUGCUGGUAUUCAUCCGUCGAUGAGGCCGUCUGUGGGAAAUAUGCGUCCACAGCCAAACAUAAUGCGUAUGCAACAUAUGGUUGGUGGUGGUGUCUUCCCCGGAAGUCCUAUGGAUCCUGACAAAGUCUUCCCACCGGAUAUGGUACCACCUUCUCAGGUGCCAAAUCAACAGAAUCCUGGAAUAUAUGUUCCUGGUAGUAAAGCCAGUCCAAUGGGUCUUGGUCCACCACCAGAUGCAUCUCAACCACUUCCUCCAAGUAUGGGUGGUGCUACUGGAAACUUUAAAAAUAGUCCUUUUGUUGGAGGAGGACCUAUGGCUGAUCCUAAUUAUGCUCAGCAAUUCCACAACUUUCAGCAACAACUCUACGCCACAGGUACAAGAGGUAGUGGCCCACCUCAUCCUAAUCUUCAUCCACCGCCUAAUUCACACUCACAUCAACAGUUUUUUAUGCCUAAGUAAACAUAUAUUGAGUGAAUGUUGUAUAAAAAUAAUUUUUUUUUUAUUACUGAUCCGUCAGAACUGAAAACAUCACCCAGAUGGGUGGACGUGACGGUGAUUGAUAAUCUACAAAUUAUCUGUUUCAAUUUCUUGCCCACCACUUUCGCAAGACUCUACUACAAAAUAUUGUUCCGUGCAAUAUAUAAUAAAUAAUGAAUUUUCCAUGUCGAAAAUUUCGGCUUUCUGUAAAUUUUUUGCGUCAUUAUUCCGUGCCUGUUAAUGAAUCAUCGCGGUGACGUUGUAAAUAUUUGUGUAAAAUCUGGCUUUUCUGUCGUAAAUAUAGUAACAUUAUUAUUUGUAUCGCUCGGAAUGUUCACAUGUCAGAGAUUUAUUGCGAACAGUGGUAUGACACAAUGUCAUAAAUAUGUUAAUAAAGAGGCAAGAAUUUUUAUGUUGUCUCUUUAAUAACAAUAAUUAAAUUUAUAAAAAAUAUAAUUAAAAAUUUAAACAAGAGUCCAUCAAGCCCCGGAAGAAAGGAUUGAAAAAUGUAUUAAAGGUAAAAAAGUAGAUAAAAUGAAGAAAGUACAUACUCUUUAAUAUUAUUAUUAUUAUAUAACAAAAAAGAGACAAAAGUGGGGCAAUGAAAAAAGCUCAAAUUCGUUAUUGUAUAUAUACGCGAUAUAUAUAAAUAUCCCAUCCAUUAAACAUAACUUCGAUAGCAUCCCUUUUUCUCCUCUCCUUUUAUGAAAUUUUUCGUGACCAACUCUGUGCAUAAUCAUGACCUCAUAUAGCACAUAAUUACAUAAAAAUAAUUAUAAUAAUCAUAAUAAUAUUGAUAAUAAUAGAAUAAUAAUAAAUAUUAAU
Chelonus insularis is the source of this 5435-nucleotide messenger RNA. RefSeq names its product legless (gene lgs). The record is from RefSeq and is a predicted model, not a curated record. Lineage: Eukaryota; Metazoa; Arthropoda; Insecta; Hymenoptera; Braconidae. The coding region runs from base 891 to 4592 and encodes 1233 amino acids. The transcript has 6 exons.